Phaethon lepturus (White-tailed tropicbird) is the source of this 1255-nucleotide messenger RNA. Its product is annotated as ubiquitin-associated domain-containing protein 2-like. The coding region runs from base 308 to 643 and encodes 111 amino acids. Gene Ontology annotation, molecular function: protein binding. NCBI's taxonomy places the organism in Eukaryota, Metazoa, Chordata, Aves, Phaethontiformes, Phaethontidae. The transcript is spliced from 5 exons. The record is from RefSeq and is a predicted model, not a curated record.
UCCUGUGUUUGCGCUGUUUGUACCAUUUUAUUUCUCCAUUCCAAGAGUGCAGGUGACACAAGUAUUAGGCUACUUUUCUAUCACAAACAAGACACUGGUCUAUAUACUGGGUUUACAGCUCUUAACCUCUGGUUCCUACAUCUGGAUUUUAGCCUUAAGUGGACUGGUUUCUGGGAUUUGCUACAAUAGCAGUAUAUUAAAAGUUCAUAGAAUUCUUUGUGUGCCCAGCUGGGUAGCAAAGAUAUUUUCUUGGACUCUUGAACCAAUCUUCUCAUCUGCGGAACCAACGAAUGAAGUUCGAGUGGGAAUGGGAGCAACAGUUGACAUCCAGAGGCAGCAGAGAAUGGAGUUACUGGAUCGUCAAAUCAUGAUGUCUCAGGUUGCCCAAAUGAGGCGGCAAAGGCAGCAGCAGGGUGGAAUGAUUAACUGGAAUAGACUGUUUCCUCCUUUACGUCACAGACAUAAUGCAAAUUAUCAAGAUCAUCGCCCGUCUGAACAAGACAUACUUCCACCUACCGAGGUUUCUGAAGAGCAGGUCGCACGACUUAUGGAAAUGGGGUUUUCCAGAGGAGAUGCUCUAGAAGCUCUGAGGGCUUCAAAUAAUGACUUAAAUGUAGCCACUAAUUUUCUACUGCAGCACUGAUGGUUUUCUGCGUGAAGGAACUUCACUUGAUGGGUUUGUACACGUCUGAAAGAGGAUCAAAGCCACCUGCUGGACAGACUCACGAAAGGUCGUCCCCACAAGAGCGUCAGCAAAGAAAAACUGGCCUCCGCGUGACUGGUGAUUCAAAGUGAUGUUAACCAAUGACGUGAGCUGUUCCCAAGCCUUCAGAUCACUUGGUGGUUUCUAGUCUGGUUAUCCUUUUCAAAGUAACUUUAGUUUCUACUUAUUACUGGAUAACACCUAAAUUUAUUUUUAAAAUAAAGUAGGUGUUUUCUUCUUGUAAAUCCUUGUUAGUCAUGUUAUCAGACUUAAUGACUAGGAAAAGAAGCUCCAGCAACCACAACAACUAGAUCUACCUGUCAAGAAAAAUCAUAUUUUCUUUCUUUGCCAGUCUAAUUUCUCUAGCUUACAUGUUAUUUUACAGUACUUGAUUUUUGACUACAUUAAUAAGAGGUUUGAAGAUUACUUCACUUCCAACUCAUUAAAACGUUAUGGGACUACUAUGUCAUCCUUCAGGAAGUUUUAUUAAUGCCUGUAAUAUUUUAUUUCUCAAAUUCCUUUUUAAAUAAAGUUGGCAUUCAGCACAUAAUA